CCGCCUGUUAACAGUACGUGAGCAGACGUUGGCGUGUGCAAACCGCCUAGCAGAGCUCCCGUUGUACAGGAUUUCAGCACCUGUUUGUUUUCUAAGCAAUAUGCCAGAGGAGGCAGACAGCGCGGAAGCCAGCCAGACGACGCAGGCGAUGCUGACGGAGGCGGAUGUGCGGAGGGCCCUGGCGACAGACAAAGGGCCCGACGCAGACCUCACAUCCUGGAGCACGAAGCCGGCGACGAAGAAAGGAGACAACUACAUCAGCGCCUUGACGGGGGUUCAGGUCGUCUACUCGCAGGAGGGGAAGCAGAAGGAGGCGUCGUACAUCGUGAAGCUGAAGCAGGACGAAGGGGGCAGCGGGAAAUACCAGAUGAACAGGAUGGUGUAUGGGUCCGAGGGGGGAUUCUACACCCGCCUGCUGCCCCGACUCAACCACACGCUGCAGACUGCGGGGAUCGACGCGCUGAGAGUGCCCCGCUGCCCUCACGUCUCCUGGGGCGAAGGGGACAAGCAGCUUUUCCUGGAGGACCUCAGACCGCGGGGAUUCACAGUGCACGACCGCAGGAAGGGCAUGGACGAGCGACACACCUACCUCGUCCUGCAAGAACUGGCCAAGCUCCACGCCGCGUCCUUCCUGCUGCAGCGAGACUCCCCCGAGGAGGACCUGGCCGCGACCUUCGACUUCCUGACGUGGGAGUGGUACAACUUCUCCGACAUCACCGAGAAGACGUUCGACAGCGUCCUCUCGGGGGGGAUGUUUACCGCCUCCCGUCUCGCCAGGAAGAUCGGCAACGAGCAGGUAGCGACCUGGUUCGAGACGCUGGCGCCGACGGGGGUGGAGUGCCUGCGGGAGCAGCUCCGGCCCAGCGCCCCCUUCGACGUCGUCGGCCACGGCGACUGCUGGGUAAAUAACCUGCUUUUCAGGUACGACUCGAAAGGUCAUCCUCAAGAGAUCAUGCUCCUCGACUUCCAGUUCUGCCGACGCUCCUCCCUCGCCGUCGACCUCUCCUACUUCCUCUUCACCAGCCUGGCGGGCGACGUCAGGAACCAACACCUCGACCAGUUCCUGUCCUUCUACUACGACGCCUUCGCCAGGAUCGUGGCCGCGGGAGGGGCGCGAGUCCCCUUCUCCUUGGAGGACGUGAGACUCGAGUUUCGAAGGAAGAAGCUCCUCGGCCUGGUCUUUGGGGCGCUGAUGAUGCCCGCCCUCGUCUGCGCUGACGACGAGGUGCAGGAGCUGGACGUCACCUCCAGUGACGCCGCCAAGAACUACGUGGAGGUGAAGCGCCAGAACUCCCUCUCGAUGCUGGAGAAGAACCCGCUGCUGGAGCCCCGGCUGGUCGACCUGUACGCGGACAUUGUGGCCUUUAUUGAGCGGAAGUAGCGAGUGUUGUGUGUGUAAUUAUCUUUAUUAUUAGAAGUAUUAUUAUUAUUAUUGAUAUUAUUAUUAUUGUUGUUGUUAUUAUUAUUAUUAUUAUUAUUAUUAUC
Molecule: messenger RNA, 1485 nt
Organism: Penaeus chinensis
Lineage: Eukaryota; Metazoa; Arthropoda; Malacostraca; Decapoda; Penaeidae
Exons: 3
Coding region: 101-1381 (426 amino acids)
Source: RefSeq, a predicted model, not a curated record